GUGGCUUUCGAAGCAAAAGCAAACGAAAUCAAAAUGGAAUUGAAUUUGCUAGCAUCAGAUUGACCCAUUUGCGGCGAAUCGUCUCGUCGGGCCGCAACCGGGCGAGGCUUUUUCGGCACCACGGUGAUGACGACGACGAAGAAACCAAAGGGCCCAUAAAUUUUAUUUUUCAGUUUUUCCUCGCGAUUUCUGAUCCACAUAUGAAUAUCCCUCAGUUUCGUGUACGAUUCAACUUUCCCAUGUCUCAACCGAUUCCUAUUUCUUCUCUGUUUCCGAUUGCUGCCCUCCUAAUCGAAUAGAAUAGCCUCGGCACCAAUCGGCUUGACUUUCCUCUCUCCUUGUUCUGGCCAUGCGACUCUGGUUUUCCAAGAUCUGCCUCUCGAAAGAGGGUUCUUUUGGUGAUUCUUGCGCUCAAAUCAUUAUUUAUUUUUCUGGCUAUUUGAUUGAACACUGCCAUGGCUACCAAUUCUCAUGCCCCUACUCCGAGAGGUCUUCUCUGUAAUGCGGGAGCUGGUGCUGCUGCUGGAGUUCUUGCUGCUACGUUUGUGUGCCCUUUGGAUGUUAUCAAGACCAGAUUUCAGGUUCAUGGACUGCCAAACAUCGGGAAAGGGAGUCUUAUAGUUGGUAGUCUGCAACAAAUUUUUCAUAAGGAGGGACUACGUGGAAUGUAUAGAGGACUCGCACCGACCGUGCUUGCGUUGCUUCCUAACUGGGCUGUCUAUUUCACAAUCUAUGGGCAGCUCAAAAGCUUUCUUCGUUCGGAUGUUGAAAAUCAUCAGCUUUCAAUAGGUGCUAAUAUGAUGGCUGCUUCUGGAGCUGGAGCUGCUACAACUAUUGCAACGAAUCCUCUAUGGGUUGUUAAGACCAGGCUUCAGACGCAGGGAAUGAAAUCUGGUGUGCUACCAUAUAGAAAUACAGUGUCUGCCUUGAGGAGAAUAGCCUCUGAAGAAGGCAUUCGUGGAUUGUACAGUGGUCUUGUUCCUGCUUUGGCCGGUGUAAGUCACGUUGCCAUACAGUUUCCAACAUACGAAAAAAUAAAAAGUUAUUUGGCUAGAAGAGACAAUACGACAACAGACAAACUCAGCGCACGUGAUGUCGCGGUAGCCUCAUCUGUCUCCAAGAUAUUUGCUUCCACAUUGACUUAUCCACAUGAGGUUGUACGUUCCAGGCUUCAGGAACAAGGGUUUCACUCUGAGAAGCGUUAUUCUGGCGUAACCGAUUGCGUAAAGAAAGUAUUUCAGCAAGAUGGACUCCCCGGCUUCUAUCGUGGGUGCGCAACCAACCUUAUCAGGACGACCCCAGCUGCUGCGAUCACAUUUACUAGCUUUGAAAUGAUUCACCGCUUUCUUGUCAACUUAUUUCCUCCCGAUCCACAUCCACAUACGUUAUGAAGAUGAGUAACGUUCACUCAACAUUGCACAAACUAAUCAACACAAUUCAUUGGGUACACUAAUUGCCCCCCAGUAGUUUGUAGCAACUCAACACAGUCUUGCCUCAGUAAAGCUUCAAUGUCGUCGAGUGUCCUUUCGGUUGCGACGAGAUAGUUAGGUCAUUUUUUCCCAUUAAAUGUGAUGUCGAGGACAAUGAAAAUGACGAUAGUGUGAUAAAUUUUUUGUUUCCUAGUUAUUUUGAUUGGAUAUACCAUCUAUGCCUUUGGAAAUUGUUUGACUCGAGGCAUGCUGAAAUGAGUUCUUGAUAGUUUUAGUA
Messenger RNA from Cucurbita maxima (winter squash), 1707 nucleotides. RefSeq names its product nicotinamide adenine dinucleotide transporter 1, chloroplastic-like. Gene Ontology annotation, biological process: NAD transmembrane transport. Gene Ontology annotation, molecular function: NAD transmembrane transporter activity. NCBI's taxonomy places the organism in Eukaryota, Viridiplantae, Streptophyta, Magnoliopsida, Cucurbitales, Cucurbitaceae. The record is from RefSeq and is a predicted model, not a curated record. Bases 456 to 1391 code for a protein of 311 amino acids. The transcript has 9 exons.